Molecule: messenger RNA, 1774 nt
Organism: Podospora pseudopauciseta
Lineage: Eukaryota; Fungi; Ascomycota; Sordariomycetes; Sordariales; Podosporaceae
Gene: TEF-1
Product: translation elongation factor EF-1 alpha
Exons: 5
Coding region: 392-1774 (460 amino acids)
Biological process (GO): translational elongation; translation
Molecular function (GO): GTPase activity; GTP binding; translation elongation factor activity
Source: RefSeq, a predicted model, not a curated record
AUCGUAAUCAACAGAGCCCUUGAGUACUUUGGUCACAGUAACCCGCUACAAGACGCAAGCUGCUGCAGUGAAGGCAGCCUGACCGGCGGGGCGGCAAGGCGCGGCGUUCCAUUCUCCAAUCAGAGGCCGUAGAUUUCGAGGGCUUGACCCGCUUCCUGCUCAAAAUUUUUGUGGUCUGUGGUGGGAUCCACUUAAAUUCUGCCUCUGCUCUCUUUACCCCACCAACCUGCCUCGCCCCUCCUCCUCUUGCCCUUAAAAACUUCAACCCCUCCAGAAAUUCUUGACUUCCUCUCCCUCUUACUUCCUCCGUCGGCAUACCUGAUUCGAGCAAUCUUACUGCCACUUCACGUAUCCCUCAAACUUUUCGAUCUGUGAUCGCAAAACCGUCAAAAUGGGCAAGGAGGACAAGACUCACAUCAACGUCGUCGUUAUCGGCCACGUCGAUUCCGGCAAGUCGACCACCACUGGUCACUUGAUCUACAAGUGCGGUGGUAUUGACAAGCGUACCAUCGAGAAGUUCGAGAAGGAAGCUGCUGAGCUCGGCAAGGGCUCCUUCAAGUAUGCCUGGGUUCUUGACAAGUUGAAGGCCGAGCGUGAGCGUGGUAUCACCAUCGAUAUUGCCCUCUGGAAGUUCGAGACCCCCAAGUACUAUGUCACCGUCAUCGAUGCCCCCGGCCAUCGUGAUUUCAUCAAGAACAUGAUUACUGGUACUUCCCAGGCCGAUUGCGCCAUUCUCAUCAUUGCCGCCGGUACUGGUGAGUUCGAGGCUGGUAUCUCCAAGGAUGGCCAGACCCGUGAGCACGCUCUCCUCGCCUACACCCUCGGUGUGAAGCAGCUCAUCGUCGCCAUCAACAAGAUGGACACCACCAAGUGGUCCGAGGCCCGCUUCAACGAGAUCAUCAAGGAGACCUCCAACUUCAUCAAGAAGGUCGGCUACAACCCCAAGACUGUUGCCUUCGUCCCCAUUUCCGGUUUCAACGGCGACAACAUGCUUGAGGCUUCCACCAACUGCCCCUGGUACAAGGGCUGGGAGAAGGAGGUCAAGGGUGGCAAGGCCACCGGCAAGACCCUCCUUGAGGCCAUCGACUCCAUCGAGCCCCCCAAGCGUCCCACCGACAAGCCCCUCCGUCUUCCCCUCCAGGACGUCUACAAGAUCGGCGGUAUCGGCACAGUCCCUGUCGGCCGUAUCGAGACUGGUGUCCUCAAGCCCGGUAUGGUCGUUACCUUCGCUCCUUCCAACGUCACCACUGAAGUCAAGUCCGUCGAGAUGCACCACGAGCAGCUCGCUGAGGGUGUCCCCGGUGACAACGUUGGUUUCAACGUGAAGAACGUCUCCGUCAAGGAAAUCCGCCGUGGCAACGUUGCCGGUGACUCCAAGAACGACCCCCCCAUGGGCGCCGCCUCUUUCGAUGCCCAGGUCAUCGUCCUCAACCACCCCGGCCAGGUCGGUGCUGGUUACGCCCCCGUCCUCGAUUGCCACACUGCCCACAUCGCCUGCAAGUUCUCUGAGCUCCUGCAGAAGAUCGACCGCCGUACUGGUAAGGCCGUUGAGGAGAGCCCCAAGUUCAUCAAGUCUGGUGAUGCUGCCAUCGUCAAGAUGGUUCCCUCCAAGCCCAUGUGCGUUGAGGCUUUCACUGAGUACCCUCCCCUCGGUCGUUUCGCCGUCCGUGACAUGCGUCAGACCGUCGCUGUCGGUGUCAUCAAGAAGGUCGAGAAGGCCGCUGCUGGUUCCGGCAAGGUCACCAAGUCCGCUGCCAAGGCUGGCAAGAAAUAA